ACGUUUUAGACACACUCAGUUUGCGUAAUUUAUCAUAAGUAUAGAAUCAUCUAUAAUAACUUUAAUAAUGGGUUAUUUACUCAGGGAUCUACAAAAACCGACUUCAUUUGUCGCAUUACGUUUCACACCAAUUGAGCGGUGUACGAACGUGGGUUUUUCAUUCAAGCAGUUUCAACCAAAAAAUCCCCUAUUCCACUGCUCUCAAUUUAUAAUGCAACCACAUCAAACCAAACUGCAACAGUUCAGAGCCAAACCCCACUGUAAAAUGCAUCGUGCUUCAACGACAGCAAUUUCCCUUUUGCUUGCCCUGCUGGUUGUGGCGGUGGAGCUGAUGGCCGGCACCGAAACAGCAUGCGGCGGUGCAAACGAGCAGUUCAACCAGUGUGGAACGGCUUGCGAGAGAACGUGUGAAAAUUUCAACCAAACGGCUCUAGCGUGCACCCAUAACUGCGUUCGAGGAUGUUUCUGCGUGCAGGGAUUUGUGCGGGAUGUGGACCGAAAUUGUGUGACGCCGGAUGAUUGUUGAAUUUACUAACAAUUGUUAAAUAUAUAUUUGAAAAUAUUUGUCAUAACAAUGUGAAUAAUUCAUUCGCACUAUGUCGCAG
Molecule: messenger RNA, 605 nt
Organism: Culex pipiens pallens (northern house mosquito)
Lineage: Eukaryota; Metazoa; Arthropoda; Insecta; Diptera; Culicidae
Product: chymotrypsin inhibitor-like
Exons: 3
Coding region: 68-526 (152 amino acids)
Source: RefSeq, a predicted model, not a curated record